AUUUCUCUUGCCAGGACACCAACCACCUGGACUGGAUUGGGUUUAUUGUCAGAUUUACACUUUCGAUCGCUUCGUUGGUUGGCUGCUUUUUCGGCGUCGAUGGCUGAAAUGUUCAAUGGUUCCAAAUAUCCUAAAUCGAUACCCGUAUCACGUAAGUAUUCUCGUCUAAUUAAUUCUUGUUUUGCCCCGGAGUUCGGUACAUGGCCUUGCGUCGAUCGAAGAUUUCUAGUGCAAGGUGUUCGAAGUUGGUCGGAUGAUAAUAUACUUGGAGUCGAUUGGGUUCUUGGUUCAAACAGUCCUUCCUUGGGUUUAG
Molecule: messenger RNA, 313 nt
Organism: Dentiscutata erythropus
Lineage: Eukaryota; Fungi; Glomeromycota; Glomeromycetes; Diversisporales; Gigasporaceae
Source: the annotation of a GenBank genome assembly